Annulohypoxylon truncatum is the source of this 976-nucleotide messenger RNA. RefSeq names its product carbohydrate esterase family 5 protein. NCBI's taxonomy places the organism in Eukaryota, Fungi, Ascomycota, Sordariomycetes, Xylariales, Hypoxylaceae. The record is from RefSeq and is a predicted model, not a curated record. The transcript has 3 exons. The coding region runs from base 164 to 976 and encodes 270 amino acids. Gene Ontology annotation, molecular function: hydrolase activity.
UCAUCGUAGCCUCUAUACUGAUCCUCUUUGGAAACACUAUGCACGAAUGCUGUAACAAGUCCCGUCUCCGGCAAAGUACGAGCGAUGAUAUGAUAGAUUAAGAGGUUGCAAGAACCGCUCUCAAUGUCCAGAGAGGUUCUAGACAACUCUUAAUAUAGCAAAAAUGAGGUUAAACGACAUAAUAAUAAGCACGAUUGCGACGGCUUCGGUGGCCGACGCAGCCAAGGCACGUCGGGCCAACUGCCCUAAUAUCCACAUCUUCGGCGCUCGCGAGACGACCGCCCCUCCCGGCUUCGGGUCCGCCUCGACGGUCGUGGACCUCGUUAUGAACGCAAACGAUGGCGCUACAUCGGAAUCUAUCGUCUACCCCGCCGCCGGCGGAAACGAGUAUGCCUCGAGUGUGUCGAGCGGCAUACUGGCGGUAGCAAACCAGACGAACACUUUCAAUCAGAUGUGCCCGGACUCGAAGAUCGUCGUGGUUGGGUACUCGCAGGGCGCGCAAAUCGUAGACGACGCGUUCUGCGGCGGCCCAGACGGGACCAGCUUAAACACGAGCAUGGCCCUCGUCUCCACAGGGGUCAGCGAGAUGGUCGCUGCGAUUAUACUCAUGGGAGACCCUCGCCACGUCAAUGGGCUACCUUACAACGUCGGGAACGCAACGGCAGGAGGAUUUGCGGCCCGACCGGCCGGGUUCCAAUGCCCGGCUUUUGAAAAUAUCAUACAGGAGUACUGCGACGCGGCGGACCCGUUUUGCGCGAAGGGGAAUAGCACGGCGACGCACCAGGGCUAUGGGCGUGAAUAUGGACAGGCUGCGCUGCAGUUCGUGCAGAGCAAGCUGGGGGCAUCUAAUAAUACUAAGGCGUCCGCAUCAACAUCCGGCGGAACUAAUGAUGUUCCCGCGAGCGCGGCGGGCAGGACACGGUUGGGCGAGGGGUAUAUGUGGAUGUUGCUGGCGCUUGGUGGGCUGGUUCUAUAA